Molecule: messenger RNA, 1181 nt
Organism: Tyto alba (common barn owl)
Lineage: Eukaryota; Metazoa; Chordata; Aves; Strigiformes; Tytonidae
Product: ovalbumin
Exons: 7
Coding region: 1-1146 (381 amino acids)
Biological process (GO): negative regulation of endopeptidase activity
Molecular function (GO): serine-type endopeptidase inhibitor activity
Source: RefSeq, a predicted model, not a curated record
AUGGGCUCCAUCGGUGCAGCAAGCACGGAGUUUUGUUUUGAUGUAUUCAAGGAGCUGAAAGUCCAGCAUGUCAAUGAGAACAUCUUCUACUCCCCCCUGAGCAUCAUUUCAGCUCUGUCCAUGGUCUACUUGGGUGCAAGAGAAAACACCAGGGCUCAGAUAGAUAAGGUUGUUCACUUUGAUAAAAUCGCAGGAUUUGGAGAGUCCUCUGAAUCUCAGUGCGGCACAUCUGUAAGCGCCCACACCUCACUUAAAGACAUGUCCAACCAAAUCACCAAACUAAGUGACAAUUAUUCACUCAGCUUUGCCAGUAGACUUUACGCUGAAGAGACGUACCCAAUCCUACCGGAAUACUCACAAUGCGUGAAGGAACUGUAUAAAGGAGGCUUGGAAAGUAUCAGCUUUCAAACAGCUGCAUAUCAAGCCAGAGAGCUCAUCAAUGCCUGGGUUGAAAGUCAGACAAAUGGAAUGAUCAAAGAUAUCCUUCAACCGGGCUCUGUGGAUUCCCAGACUAAAAUGGUCCUUGUCAAUGCCAUUUACUUCAAAGGAAUUUGGGAGAAAGCAUUCAAGGAUGAAGACACCCAGGAAGUGCCUUUCAGAAUGACUGAGCAAGAAACCAAACCUGUGCAGAUGAUGUAUCAGAUUGGUUCAUUUAAAGUGGCAGUGAUAGCCGCUGAGAAAAUUAAGAUCUUGGAGCUUCCAUACGCCAGUGGACAGCUGAGCAUGUUGGUCAUUUUGCCCGAUGACGUCUCUGGCCUGGAGCAGCUUGAGACGGCAAUUACCUUUGAAAAACUCACGGAGUGGACCAGUGCUAGUGUAAUGGAAGAGAGGAAAAUUAAAGUGUAUCUCCCUCGCAUGAGCAUUGAGGAAAAAUAUAACCUGACAUCUGUCUUAAUAGCCUUGGGUGUGACCGACCUGUUCAGUUCAUCAGCCAACCUGUCUGGCAUCUCGUCAGCAGAGAGCCUGAGGAUGUCUGAGGCCAUCCACGAGGCGUUUGUGGAAAUCUAUGAAGCAGGCUCAACAGAAUCUGGGACAGAGGUUACAAGUGCCUCUGAAGAAUUUAGGGUUGACCACCCUUUCCUAUUCUUGAUCAAGCACAAACCAACCAACAGCAUCCUCUUCUUUGGCAGAUGCUUUUCCCCUUAAAGAGAGGAAAGCUGAAAGAAUUUCUGUCCCUCACA